AUGGCGCGCCUCUUCUCCCCGAGGUGGAUUGUCGCCUGUGUGGUCCUCAUCUUCUCGACAAAUGUCUUUGCCGUCCAAGCUGUCCUUGGUGUGGACCUCGGAACUGAAUACAUAAAGGCUGCCCUCGUCAAGCCUGGCAUUCCCCUCGAAAUCGUUCUCACCAAAGACUCGAGGAGAAAGGAAACCUCUGCAGUCGCUUUCAAGCCCGAAUCUGGCGGUCCCAAAGCUGGCGCUUACCCCGAAAGACUCUAUGGCUCCGACGCCAUGGCCAUCUCUGCCAGAUUCCCCAGUGAUGUCUACCCGAAUCUGAAGACCCUCCUCGGUCUCCCUGUGGACGAUGCGACGGUCAAGGAGUAUCUCUCGAAGCACCCUGCACUUCAACCCGAGACCCACAAGCUACGAAACACAGUUGCAUUCAAGAGCAAGGCAUUCGCAGACAAUGAAGAUGCUUGGUUAGUGGAGGAAUUGCUGGCCAUGGAGCUCCAGAGCAUUCAGCGCAACGCCGAGACAUUGGCUGGCGCCGAUACAUCUGUUCGCUCGGUCGUCAUUACUGUCCCACCUUUCUAUACGAUCGAGGAGAAACGUGCCGUUCAGACGGCUGCCGAAUUGGUUGGGCUCAAGGUCUUGUCCCUCAUUAGCGAUGGUUUGGCUGUAGGCUUGAACUACGCCACAAGCCGACAAUUCCCAGUGAUCAAUGAAGGAGGCAAGCCCGAAUACCACAUGGUUUUCGACAUGGGAGCUGGCUCUACAAGUGCGACCGUCAUGAAGUUCCAGGGCCGCACCGUCAAAGACGUUGGCAAGUUCAACAAGACCGUUCAGGAGGUGCAGGUCCUUGGCAGUGGCUGGGACAGAACUCUCGGUGGAGACUCCCUCAACUACCUUAUUGUCGACGACAUGAUCUCGCAGUUUGUGGAGACGCCUGCCGCCAAGAAGGUUUCCGUUGCUGCUGAGAACGUCCAGGGCCAUGGACGGGCCAUGGCCAAGCUCGUCAAGGAUGCCGAGAAGGUCCGACACGUCCUUAGUGCAAAUCAAGAAACGGGAACUAGCUUUGAGGGUCUAUAUGACGACGUUGACUUCAAGUACAAGAUCUCAAGAGCUACCUUUGAGACAUUGGCCGAGGAACAUGCCACUAGAGUCGCCGCUACGGUGCAAAAGGCUCUAGAGGUAGCAGAGUUGGAUAUUAACCAGCUCGACUCCAUUGUUCUCCACGGAGGAGCUUCGAGAAUGCCGUUUGUGCAGAAGGCUUUGGAGAAGAUUGCCGGAAGCGAGAAACUCCGUAGCAACGUCAACUCUGAUGAGGCUGCUGUAUUUGGUGCUGGCUUCAGGGCUGCUGAUCUCAGCCCCAGCUUCCGUGUCAAGGAGAUUAGAAUCACAGACGGAUCAAACUACCCUGCUGGUUACAAGUGGACAGAUUCCAACGGAAAGACAAGACAUCAGCGUCUCUGGACCGAAAGAUCUCUGCUGGGCGCCGCAGCAAAGGAAAUCACACUGAACAACCAUGAAGACUUCACAGCUCAGUUCUACCAGCAAGUUCCCUCGGCAGAUGGCGUUGUGGACCAGGAUACAAAGACUCUUACCACCAAGAACCUCACAGCCUCUGUUACUCAACUCAAGGACACUCACCAAUGCGCUGAUUCUGAUAUUCACUUCAAGCUCAACCUCCGUCUUAGUGCCGAGGAUGGUGAAGUAGAGGUGGUCAAGGCUUCUGUCGAGUGUGAGGCUGAUGAAGUUGAAAAGGAAGGUUCGGUCAUUGACGGUGUCAAGAAUUUAUUUGGAUUUGGCAAGAAGGAACAGCAACCCCUUGGUGAGGGCGAAGAGAGCACUGAGAGCAGCGAAUCUGCCUCAACAACCGCUUCUACCGAUACGGCUACGACUUCAUCUGUGGAGUCGAGCUCGACAUCGACUGAGGCUGCAACGACGGCAUCAUCUGCCGACGCCGCCGAGGGCAGCGCUGUCACCAAGAAGACACUUGUUGUGAUCCCCGUGCAGUUCGCUCUCGAGAAGUCUGGCGUACCACAACUGCCCAAGGCCGAUAUGACAAAGGCCAAGGACCGCAUCAAGGCUUUCGAGGCUUCUGACAAGGCUCGUCGUGCAAGAGAGGAAUCGCUCAACCAAUUGGAAGGGUUCACUUACAAGGUCCGGGACCUCCUCGAGAGUGAGACUUUUGUCGCGGCUUCAACCGAUGCUGAGCGAUCUACUUUGGAGCAAAAGGCCAGCGCCGUGAGUGAUUGGCUUUAUGAAGAUGGUGCUGAUGCCCCCCGAGAUGAGCUCAAGGCUCGCCUAAAGGAGCUGAAGGACAUUGUGACACCAGUGGAGAAGAGAAUCACGGAGAACGCAGAGCGGCCAGAGCUAGUCAAGUCACUUCGCGACUCCUUGGACCAGACGGCUACAUUCAUUGACAGCAUUAAGAAGAAGAUUGCCGAGGCUGAAGCUUUCAGCGCCUCGGCCAGCUCGAGCACAACUACUUCUGCCGAGUCGACCAUUACCGAGGCGGCUUCGGCCACUCCUGGAGACUUUGAUGGUUUGGAGGAUGACGACUUUACUUCUUCCACCACUACUACGACUGCGGCCGUCGACGACCGUGGACCCGUCCCUCCCCUGUAUACACUCAACGACCUGAAGGAAAUCACCGAACUUUCCGAGUCUACCUUUAAGUGGUUGGAGCAGAAGUUGGUUGAGCAAGCCAAACUAGGCGAGAAUGCCGACCCAGUUCUGCUCGUCAAGGAUAUCGCGGAGAGGACGAAGAAGUUGGAAAAGGCCGGCAUGGAUCUCGCCAUGAAGGCUGUGAACAACUUUGACUCCAAGAAGGGCAAGAAGAGCAGCACAAAGAAGAACACAAAGACCAAGAAGUCGUCCUCUACCAAGACUGGAGGCGCCAAUGCUAAGCAAACCCCUGAUAUCAGGGCCGAAGAUGGUUACAUUAGAUUUGGAGACAGCAACGAAAAACCGACACCCGAGCAGCUCGAGGAGCUGCUCAAAAGGUUUACUCAGGACGUCCCAGAGAAGGAAGUGGAAAAAGAAGAGACGCAUAAGCGGGAUGAGCUCUGA
Pestalotiopsis fici W106-1 is the source of this 3048-nucleotide messenger RNA. RefSeq lists its product as uncharacterized. NCBI's taxonomy places the organism in Eukaryota, Fungi, Ascomycota, Sordariomycetes, Amphisphaeriales, Sporocadaceae. The transcript has a single exon. Bases 1 to 3048 code for a protein of 1015 amino acids. Gene Ontology annotation, biological process: cellular response to hypoxia; endoplasmic reticulum unfolded protein response; negative regulation of hypoxia-induced intrinsic apoptotic signaling pathway. Gene Ontology annotation, cellular component: endoplasmic reticulum chaperone complex. Gene Ontology annotation, molecular function: ATP-dependent protein folding chaperone; ATP binding. The record is from RefSeq and is a predicted model, not a curated record.